AUGGAGUGCCCAUUAUGUGCCAAAUUCUGGGCCAAAAACUUCUUAACUUCCCACACCCACCCUGGUAAGCAGUAUUUCAUUCUGAUGUUUAUAGUGUAUGGCUUUGAGGUGGCAUCUUGUAUCACAGCAGCAACACAACGAGACUUUUUCACAACCAACCUCUUCCUGAAGCAGAUGCUGGAGAGGUACCAAAACAACAGCCCUCCAAACAAUGAUGACAGGUGGAAAAACAAUGGAGUCACCAAAACCUGGGACAGGCUCAUGCUUCAGGACCACUGCUGUGGUGUGAAUGGUCCAUCAGACUGGCAAAAAUAUACAUCCGCCUUCCGGAUUGAGAAUAACGAUGCUGACUACCCCUGGCCUCGUCAAUGCUGUGUUAUGAACAAUCUUAAAGAACCACUCAACCUGGACGCCUGUAAACUAGGAGUGCCUGGUUAUUAUCACAGUCAGGGCUGCUACGAACUCAUCUCUGGGCCAAUGGACCGGCAUGCCUGGGGUGUUGCCUGGUUUGGAUUUGCCAUUCUUUGCUGGACCUUUUGGGUGCUUCUGGGUACCAUGUUCUACUGGAGCAGAAUUGGAUAUUGAGAAUAAAGUGUCACCACUGAGCCUCCUUCCCCAGGGACUUUGCAUUUGGUGCUGGAACCGGCUCUCUCCUAACAUUCCACAUCUGUGCUCCAUAGUAACAUGUGGGUUUCUCACUCAAAUGCUGACUCAGAUGCUACAGAGUUCUUUUA
Orycteropus afer afer is the source of this 734-nucleotide messenger RNA. It is a transcript of the gene UPK1B, whose product is annotated as uroplakin 1B. Gene Ontology annotation, cellular component: membrane. The record is from RefSeq and is a predicted model, not a curated record. NCBI's taxonomy places the organism in Eukaryota, Metazoa, Chordata, Mammalia, Tubulidentata, Orycteropodidae.